Lepidothrix coronata (blue-crowned manakin) is the source of this 3510-nucleotide messenger RNA. It is a transcript of the gene NIPAL2, whose product is annotated as NIPA like domain containing 2. The record is from RefSeq and is a predicted model, not a curated record. Gene Ontology annotation, molecular function: magnesium ion transmembrane transporter activity. NCBI's taxonomy places the organism in Eukaryota, Metazoa, Chordata, Aves, Passeriformes, Pipridae. The transcript is spliced from 10 exons. Bases 277 to 1380 code for a protein of 367 amino acids. Gene Ontology annotation, cellular component: membrane. Gene Ontology annotation, biological process: magnesium ion transport.
UCAAGCUCCCCUUCCUCUCCUAUGCUACAGCUAUUCCCCAGCUGAGGGUCUCCUGGUGUACACCUGCAGACGCAGCCCUCGGCUGCAGCCUCGGCUGCACCGGCAAUCGCAGCCUCUACACCUGCGUGCACAGUAACCCCUGCCAGCAGCCUAUCCCACACCAGGAAGUGAGUGCCACGUCCAGAUCCUGUUCGCCUUUCCUCACAGCCACCCAUCCCCUCUCACUGGUGUGACAGUGCAUGGCAUGGCCAGUGGCUGGGGCCUGAGGGCAGGGACAUGGGCAUCAUCCCAGUUUCAGAGAGGGCGUCUUGGAAUGCAUCCUUUGGGGGACCAGGCAUCAUGAGUGGGCCCCUCUCUGGCCCCUGGUACAGCACACACAAGACUCAGCUCUUGGGAGUUUUACUUGCUGCUGCUUCAAAUUUGCUGAUUAGUGUCUCCUUGAAUAUACAGAAAUGCGCUCAUCUUCGACUGGUUUGCCAAACUGAGCUGAAGCCCUACUACACGAGCAAGCUGUGGUGGUGUGGGAUUACCCUCCUGGGGCUUGGAGAGGUGGGCAAUUUUGCAGCCUACGGAUUUGCCCCCAUUACUCUUGUUACUCCACUGGGAUGUGUAUCUGUCAUAGGUAGUGCAUUUAUUUCUGUCUUUUUCCUAAAGAAGACCAUGAAGACUGCUGAUAUACUGGGUGGAACACUGACAGUAACAGGGACAUACUUGUUGGUGACAUUUGCUCCAAAUGUACCUCAAGAGCUCACAGCAAGACAAGUACAGAAUUACUUAGUGAGCUGGCCUUUUUUGGUAUAUUCAAUCUUAGAAAUUUUAAUAUUCUGCAUUCUUCUCUAUUUUUACAAAAGAAAGGCUGUGAAACACAUCGUGGUUUUGUUAAUGAUGGUGGCACUAUUGGCAUCAAUGACUGUCAUUGCUGUAAAGGCUGUGUCCAGUAUGAUAACACUAUCUGUGAAGGGGAAAAUGCAGCUAACUUAUUCCAUUUUCUAUAUCAUGGUUGCUUUAAUGGCAAGUUCUUGUGCUUUCCAAGUCAACAUGACACUGCUCCUGACCCUCCCAGCUGUAAUUCAUAUCACUUGGAAGCCAGUCAAGAUCUGCAAUUCUUGUUUCUGUCACAUUCCAGGGGUCAUAUUUUAUCGGGAAUUCCAAAGUGCAGCUUUCCUGAGUGUGUUCAUGUUUCUGUUCGGGUGUCUACUGUCUUUCCUUGGUGUGUUUAUAAUUGCAAGAAAUAAAAAAGAGGAGCAUUUACAAAUUCCUUUUAUUGACUGUGGACAUAUUCCUGGACACAAACUGACAGGGAAAAUACAACCAGAUUCUCACAGUUCAUGCUAUGGCACACUGAAUAAGGAAGAUGACUUGGUGAAAAGUCAAAGCUGAAAGAAGAAAGGACCUUACUUGUCAACUAACAGGAGGAAUACCACUGGAACAAGGCACAGCAGCACUUUUUUGUUGAACAUAUUUAAGUACACAUUGAACUCCUGUAUGUUGAUGAGUCAUAGUAUUAUUUAAUCCUAAUUAAUUUAUCCUGUGAUUCUACCAAAUGGAUUCUAAAUAUAAAGGAAGCCUUAAGAAAAACUAAAUAACCAUUAAUGAUACAGAAUAUUCUCCUAGUAUCAAUGCCUCUUGGGGAUAUUUUUAGAGUCUUAAUUGCCUUGAAAUGCAAAUAGGCACAGAACAGGAUUAUAAAAAUUCCCCUUUGAAACCCCUCAGAUCUGUGUAGAUGCUUAAAGACAAAGGUGGGAAAUGAGAACUUUCAUAAGUGACUUCAAAGUAUUCUGCUGUAUGUACAAUUCCUUUUAAAUCUGUUCCUUCCUGUUCUGGAGUCAAAGCUGUGGGCAUAUAUACAGUGGACACAAAUAGGUAAUCACAAAGAAUUUUGGAUUAUACGCAGAGGGACAAUCCUGAUUAUCUCCUACCAUCAGAUUGAUUCUCUUAUCUUCCAAGGAAAUAAACACUUGUGUGAGGAGGGGGAAGAGAAUAUUCGCCAUAAACAUAGGCACAUGGGCAUGUAUACAUAUCUGAGGUGCCCAGCCAAGGCAGGCCUAGGGAAUUAUGCUUGAUGUUUUACAGCCUUCGAGAAGAGUCCUGUGCACUGGGCUCUAUGACCUGUUAGCAUAGUCUGUUCUGAGUUUAGCUUCUUUUUCAGCAAAAGCAGGUUUUAGUGAAGAAAGUACAUAGUUUUUCAAAGGAAGUGGGGUAGCCAGGCUCCCUCUCUUGAUGUGUCUUGGAAAAAUACUCCUAAAAAAGAAAAGUAGGGCAGCUCCUUGUUACCACUGCUAAAGCUGUGUGAGGAAAGGCUGUAAAAAACAGAACCACAAAGAGUCACGGUAACUGUACCACUUUUCCGUCAUUAAAUGGUAGUGUCUCCACAUUGAUUUAAAGAACCAGAAGUGAUGGGAAAGAUGGCAAUACAGGCUCCGUAUUCAGAUUUAGGAGGUCUUUGUGUCCCUCAGUCCCAGAUGCCCAGCAAAAAAAAGCUUCCUCUGGGCAUUCAUCAUGGGUCCACUUAACCCUGCCUGAUAGUACUGAUACACCUCAGCCAGCACAGUGGGGAGCAGACACAUCCUCUGCAUGAAAACUUAAAGUGCUCUUGAAAAAUGUGCAUGUCUUGUUUUAGGUUUAAAUUAAUCUGCAGUAAUGGAUAGGGGCCAUAGACUGUGUGUAUUUUGUUUCAGUGAGAUAAGAGGAAAUGAGGUCUCUUUUUCUUUCUCAAAUAAUUUUUUAUUUAAUUUUAAAAUAGCUACAGUUGAAGAUCCAUAAGGCAAUUUAAUUUCAAAUGCUACAAAGCACACAUAAAGCUGCAGUUUUUCCUGUGGAGCAAUGGCCCAGGAACUAGGGCAUGUGGGGACUUGUGAAGCUGUUUUUCAAUAUGGACCUUUCCCAGAUGACACAGGACAAGGCUCUGUGUCUGCACCUUACUUGUACUAGCUGCCUGGCUUGGCCUUCCUUUCCCCUCUUACAGCUUGAGUUGAAGUUUCUAAAGCUUAAAUAAAAAUUUUAAAAAGCACAUUAUUUUCAGGUGCUUUCUCCAGGGAGUAAGAGCAUGCCUCUCUCUUUCUUUUGCAAGUCAAAUUUAAGCUUCUUUCUAAGUCUCAAGUGAGAGUGUGUGCUAAAGAUGGAAAUAGGAGGCCUACAGGCUUUUGUUCUAUGACCUGGGAAACAAAUGAGUGAAAGGGUUUGGUUUUGUUGCUUUUCUAAAUGAUUGGCCUUGGGCAUCUUUCCGAAAUCUGUUUCCAUGACUCAGGAGGUCUGGAGGAGGUAAUAAAGGUUACCAGGUAUAGGAUUUUCUCUUUAGAGUAAGAAAUCAAAUGUAAAAAUCUGGUAAAAGUUAUUAUUUAUUUUAUAUUUCUGUAUUUCUUCUUGAACAAUGCUUUUUUUUUUCUUCCUAUGGGUUUAUACUAAAAUUAUAAGGGUUAAAAUGUUAUCUUUAAACCCUAACAUAUUUGAAAGUAAUUUAUGGAGCAAAACACUGGUGAGAAUUAUAUGCAAUUAAAAGUUGUGAUUUGA